GUUGGUUCACCUGGCCAUUAUCCACUGUGUCCCAGCUGUGGCACUAUGCUGCAUUGCUCAGCUGCCCAGGGAGGUGCUGGAGAUCCAAAAUGAUCUUUUCCAGACCCCACUUCACCUCGCCGUGUACCUGGAGCAGCCCAGUGUGAUCCAGGCGCUGAUCCACAAGGGAGUGAACCCCCGGCUGCAGGACCGCAACGGUAACACCCCGCUGCACCUGGCCUGCGAGCAGCAGUGCCUGCAGUGCGCCCAGCAGCUGCUGCAGGGCACGGCCCCGACCGACAGCACGGUUCCGACCGACCCCACGGUCCCAAAUGAUGGCAUGACCCAGCCCCAUGGGCACCACCAGGACCUGCAGCUCCAGAACUGGCAGGGUUUGGCCUGUCUGCACAUCAGCACCUUGAAGGGGAACAUCCCGAUGAUGUCUCUUCUGCUGGAGAGUGGCGCCAACAUCGACGUUCGGGAGGGCACGAGUGGGAAGACCCCAUUGCACCUGGCCGUGGAGUGCCACAACCGCAGGGCCGUCCAGUUCCUGCUGCGCAACGGAGCGUACGUGGAUGCCCAGAUGUACAACGGGUGCACCCCACUCCACCUAGCCGUGGGCCGCAGGGAUGCGGCCAUCGCUGCCAUCCUCUCGCACUCCGGGGCUGACACCUUGCUGAGGAACAUGGAGAAUGAGACGGCCCAGGACCUGGCUGAUGGCAACGACGAUCUCCUCGCCUUGCUGCCCUUUGAUGACCUGAAGAUCUCGGGGAAGCCUGUUGUGUGCUCCGAAUGA
This is a messenger RNA of Eurypyga helias (sunbittern), 775 nucleotides long. RefSeq names its product NF-kappa-B inhibitor epsilon-like. The transcript is spliced from 5 exons. The annotation marks the transcript as partial. The record is from RefSeq and is a predicted model, not a curated record. Lineage: Eukaryota; Metazoa; Chordata; Aves; Eurypygiformes; Eurypygidae. Gene Ontology annotation, molecular function: protein binding.